Ambispora gerdemannii is the source of this 588-nucleotide messenger RNA. NCBI's taxonomy places the organism in Eukaryota, Fungi, Glomeromycota, Glomeromycetes, Archaeosporales, Ambisporaceae. The record is from the annotation of a GenBank genome assembly.
AUGAGAUUCAUGAGUAUUGAUUUGAUGAAACAUACUUCAGAAUAUAUUCUUGAGACUGGUAAAGUGCUAAAACUGUUACAAAGUAAGUCAAAUAUUGCGCGACAAAAGAUUUUGAAAAUGAUUAGCAUUGAUAAUGCAACAAAUAGUGACAAUAUUAAGAUGUCCAAAGGAAAAUGUACACAUGGUCGCUCUUCUAAUAACAGACGUAUCCAUGAUACAGAAGAGAAAGAAAAUAAAGUAUCUUUAAAGAAGCGAAAAACAAAUAAUGAUAUGAUGCUGCACUUGGCUGACAUAAAGCCUGAUCCAUGUAUUUCUCAAAAUUUGAUAUUGCAGGUAUAUAAUCCAAUUGGAGAUGAUUUUUAUAACAAUGUGCUUGGAUAUGACAUUAAUCGAUUAAUGGCUGUUUUGUUGUGUAUGAUAUCUGGAUGUUCACAGGAAUAUUGGUUUUAUGCGCCAGAAUGUGCACAACUAGCAUCAGACACUUUCAACAUUCCAAUAAUAGUAUUUGGUACAGAUUCUAAUGCAAGUUUGUCUUUCUUACCAUUUGAUCAAAAGCCUGGUCUUCGCAAAAGACCUAUUAUCCUAUAA